AAUUUUUGUCUUUGUAAUUUUUAAGGAAAUUUAAUGUUAAGAUUAGAUUAUAUUAACACUGUUCCGUUCUAGAAAGUGUUUUAAAGCAACCAAAGUGUAAAGUAGCCUACGAUACUUAUCAACUUGAUGAUCUAGAGGGCAUUUCAAAAAUCGCACUGAGGCAAUGUGCACACAAUUAAAAGGUUUCUUAAGUAGGGUAUGAUGUGGGGAGAGCCUUGGGCUUUCGGGUCAGUCUCUUUAAAUCCUGGAUGAGUGAAUCUAAGUCUGUCAGCCUCAUUUAUUAAACAGGAGUAGUGAAAAACCUACCUGUUUUGAUUGUCCUGAGGAUUCCAGUGAGGUGAUCGAACAUUGUCUUGAACGUUCAAGUGCUCAAGGAAUGUUAAUUUCCUUCCGUUCAGCAAAUAUUUGAGUACCUACUAUGUGCCCGACUUUGACAAACCUAUAAAUACCAGAAUAAGCAAGACUGAUUGAUGGACAUCCUGCCUCCUUAGUUUCUUGCAUUCCUUAGGAACAAGUUUAUGGGCAAGCUCAAGACAAUUGGGAGUGAACGCAGAGUUUCCCUGUGCGGAGUUGGUAGUAUUUCCCAGCCUCCAAAUCCAAAGUAGCGACUGAAACAUAAGUUGUUGUCCAUUUUAUCUCAGUUGUCAAGUAAAUACAGGAACAAAGGUUUUGAUUCCCACCAUGGCCAUCACCCAGUUUCGGUUAUUUAAAUUUUGUACCUGCCUAGCAACAGUAUUCUCAUUCCUAAAGAGAUUAAUAUGCAGAUCUGGCAGAGGACGGAAAUUAAGUGGAGAUCAAAUAACUUUGCCAACUACAGUUGAUUAUUCAUCAGUUCCUAAGCAGACAGAUGUUGAAGAGUGGACUUCCUGGGAUGAAGAUGCACCCACCAGUGUAAAGAUCGAAGGAGGGAAUGGGAGUGUGGCAACACAACAAAAUUCUUUGGAACAACUGGAACCUGACUAUUUUAAGGACAUGACACCAACUAUUAGGAAAACUCAGAAAAUUGUUAUUAAGAAGAGAGAACCAUUGAAUUUUGGCAUCCCAGAUGGGAGCACAGGUUUUUCUAGUAGAUUAGCAGCUACACAAGAUCUGCCUUUUAUUCAUCAGUCUUCUGAAUUAGGUGACUUAGAUACCUGGCAAGAAAAUACCAAUGCAUGGGAAGAAGAAGAAGAUGCAGCCUGGCAAGCAGAAGAAGUUCUGAGACAGCAGAAACUAGCAGACAGAGAAAAGAGAGCAGCCGAACAACAAAGGAAGAAAAUGGAAAAGGAAGCACAACGGCUAAUGAAGAAGGAACAAAAUAAAAUUGGUGUGAAACUUUCAUAACACAUGUUCUUCACAUUUUAUCAUGCCAGUAGGAGAAAUCUCAGCUCCACAACUCUAGCAACAUUUGUAUGGAUUUAAGAGUAUUUUAAGAAUACACACUGCUUGAUUUUAAUACAUUGAUCAAGCCAUCCAGGACACUAGAAUUCUCCCAAAGUACCUUGAACUCUUAGUGAUUGAGACUCAAAAAAACAAAAAAGACUUGAGACAAUGUUUUCUUCAACGUGCUCCAAAUAUAAGACAUUUGUUUGCUAUACAGAAAGUAUCACAAAUGGAAUAUAUCAGUACCUCUCAAGCUAGUGUUUCUAGCUAAAUAAAUGGGUGUAUAUAAUUUUAUGGUGGAAAAGGUCUGUUAUGAUUUCCUUCAAUGUGCAUAAUGAUAAAAUAAAUAAUUUUAAUAUUCUUUUGUUUCCAUGGUUACCUGACCUAAAUUAGAUAAAUUGUAGGGCUUUAGCUUUCUUAUUUUUGUCAAAAGUUGGUGUUGACAUACAUUCUCUCUAAUUUGAACUGGUAUUGUUUACGUUUGAUACAACAUUAAGGAAUUUGAUGAUUUUCAUUUCAUGAAAAUGACAUUAAAUGCAAUAAUUUUAUUUAUCAUAAA
Molecule: messenger RNA, 1921 nt
Organism: Rhinopithecus roxellana (golden snub-nosed monkey)
Lineage: Eukaryota; Metazoa; Chordata; Mammalia; Primates; Cercopithecidae
Gene: EBAG9
Product: estrogen receptor binding site associated antigen 9
Exons: 8
Coding region: 682-1323 (213 amino acids)
Cellular component (GO): secretory granule
Source: RefSeq, a predicted model, not a curated record